AAGGGAAGAGAAAAUCCUUUUGGUAACCAAGAAAAACCAGAAAAAAUGCAUUUAGUUUUUUUGUGUUAAUUGAUUGAACAGAAAGCUUCAUUAUUUAUUUGUUUUUUGUUUCUGAAAUUGUUGAUUUUUUUUUGCAUUAAAAUGAUACUGAAUUACCGCCAUAAUAACCGGUUAUUGAUUUUUAAUUACAUCAUCAUCAUCAUCAUUUUAAUCAGCAUCGGAUCAAACAUAAUCAAUUGUCAAAAACCAAUCGAUUAUAGUGAACAUAAAACAAUACAAUUAUUUAAUGUUGAUGAAUUAAAUGUUUAUAAUACAAUGGUUGAUUGUGUUACAAAUUGGCGACAACAAUUUUCACAAUGUAAUUUAGAAAUGUCUGCAUUAGCCAAUCAAAUAUUCACCAUCAUUGAAGAACAAUCAAAAUUUGGUGAAAUAAUUAAAUGUUGUGGUAUAUGGCUAGUACGUGAUUGUUGGAUAUCACAUAGUGAAAAAUAUUGUUCAAAAAAUCAAUCAGAAUUAAUAUUUCAUUUACCAUUUCGUUUAGUACCAUAUCUAAAUAAAUGGUGUACUGUUUAUCAUGAUCAAACUAUACUGUGUUUAAUACCCAGAUAUCCUUAUUUGGCUGCAUUGAUCAUAUUAACAUCGAUAUUACUUAUUGUGAUUAUCGUUGCAGGCAUUAUUAUCGUGAUUGUACGACAAAAACGUCGUCGUCAAUGUAAAAAAUUUCCUACAAUUAUUAAUAAUGGUGAAAAAAAUCAAUUUGAAUUAACAAAACCGGAUGAUAAUGAUAAUGAUGGUGGUGAUCUGGAAUCCGGUACAGAUCCGAACAUUAUGAAAAACGUUGAUAAUGCAGAUGAUAAUGAUGCUGAUGAACGACAAGCAUUAAAAAUGAAUCGUAAUUGAUUUUGUUGUUUUUUU
This is a messenger RNA of Dermatophagoides pteronyssinus (European house dust mite), 915 nucleotides long. RefSeq lists its product as uncharacterized. Lineage: Eukaryota; Metazoa; Arthropoda; Arachnida; Sarcoptiformes; Pyroglyphidae. The record is from RefSeq and is a predicted model, not a curated record.